AAGACUGUUCAGCGGAACUCCUCUGUUGGCUCCCAGAGUUAUUCAAGGCCAUCUUAUCAAGAUAGUCCAAGAAGCAGACGAGAAGCUCUACCAGAUGUUGAACAGCUGUUUGGUGAUGAGUGCAGGGAGGCUUUAUCUACAAUGAGGCACUCAACAGAUGAAUCUGUGGUCAAAGAGAGAAUGAGGGCAACUUUCCAGUAUAGACAAAAGCUGGUUCGUGAUAAAGAUGCGUCAAUGUCUGUUCUGGACAACUUUCCUCGUUUCCUUGACAUUCCUGGAUUGAUUGACCAGGACUUUGCCAUGAUGUUUGGAGAUGAGGUGUCCAGUAGGUUUCUAGCGAAGUGGCCUACUUUUUUCAAGCCCAGAGUCAUAAGCGACUGCAGGACACUCGCCCCAAAUCAGUAUGCUGAGGAACUGCUGUCAGCAAUUGAACCCCAACCUGAGGAUAUCUAUGGUUGGGACAGUGACAUGUCAGCAAUUCUCCUGCUUCUACAUCUACUUCCCCCAACUGCGAGAGGCCAGAAAAAAACAGCGAAGAUCAGUUCAGCCCAGGCAGCUAACCAUCUUGUGCGAUACAUUCCAGAAGGAGCCAGUCUCACUACCUUCCUUGAAAGAGCUGAAACGAAACAGCCCUUCCUCCUCUGCAUUGGUGAGCAAAAGAACAAAAUCUUAAAGUUCUACAUCAUCAUUGACCAGAAGGCUGUUCCAUGCAAGGCUCAGACAUCGGUGGCUGCUUUUGAUGAGCUAUUUAAAGCUCACUAUGUCUUCAGUCUCUCCUAUGAUGAAGCUCUGAGCAAUUUUUAUACAUUUGUGCAGACCACAGUGUAUAAUAUUGAUAUUGGAGUUACCAAGGAGAGCCCUCGGGUUAAGGAGCUUAGAGCAAGACUGCUACAGCACAACAUCUGAACAGUUUGUUGGAAUUGCCAAGGAGAUCCCCUGUGUUCAGGAACUUGGAGCAGCAAGACUGCUUCAACAUAACAGCUGAACAAACAGUUUGUUGAAAAUGUUCACAUGUUUUGUUUGUAAAGUGCACCACCGUAGUUGUUUGCUCCUUUGUCAGCAUUUGAAAUUUCACCAUGGCUUAUAUCCUGGCAAAAGUUUACGUUUGAAAUGUGGAGAGCGAGGAUGUUCUUUAUCAUUUUGUACUUACAGUGGUUUUAGGAAGCACCUGAACAAUAUACAUAGGGACACCACCCUUCCCCACGUGGACACUACCCAGGAUUUCACUACACAAAGUGAAGAUGAGGUGCAGUUUUCAAGUAAUCAACCACAAAGUUCAACUUCUGUUGCUAUUUCGGAAGCAUUUCAUGUACAUUCACAGAGUUCUGAUGGUACGUCCCAGCUGUCAUCUAUGUGUGGUUCAAUUGUUGCACAUUUACAAGCAGCAGGUAUUUGUGAAAGCACUGUUCAAACAAUUGUUAGCUCAAUGGAAGAAGUUGUUAAUGACAUUCACAACCAAACACGAGAGGCAGUUCGUAAAACCUUUUCUCCUGAAGAAACAAAUUCAGAUGUUUUAAAAACUAAAA
Astyanax mexicanus (Mexican tetra) is the source of this 1526-nucleotide messenger RNA. RefSeq lists its product as uncharacterized. Bases 142 to 906 code for a protein of 254 amino acids. The transcript has 4 exons. The record is from RefSeq and is a predicted model, not a curated record. NCBI's taxonomy places the organism in Eukaryota, Metazoa, Chordata, Actinopteri, Characiformes, Acestrorhamphidae.